This is a messenger RNA of Sparassis crispa, 414 nucleotides long. RefSeq lists its product as hypothetical. NCBI's taxonomy places the organism in Eukaryota, Fungi, Basidiomycota, Agaricomycetes, Polyporales, Sparassidaceae. The record is from RefSeq and is a predicted model, not a curated record. The transcript is spliced from 5 exons. The coding region runs from base 1 to 414 and encodes 137 amino acids.
AUGUCUAGUGUAUCGACACCACAGUCCUCGAGCGGGUACGCCUCACCAGCCCCCUUAUCCGCCCCGCCACCCGUAGUCCCCGUAGCUCAGAAGCCCCAUUCCAAAGCUAAACCCGCCAAUGUGUUUUCUAAUGACGGCUCCUUCCUAGAGCGCUUUCAGCACAUCAAGAAGGACGAGGAAGAGAAAAAGAAGCAGGAAGAGAUGCUGGCGCAGAAACGGGGUUUUGAUGAACGUUUUAAAAAACGGGGCAAGCGCCCUCUUCCUGAUACCGCGAGCUCAACACCUACCACAGAGACUUCCGCAAAGAAGCCUAAGGUUGAUAAGCCUAUGACGCAGUACCAGAAAGAAGUCAGGAACUACGCCGGCCGCAGUCUCAAGGACAACGGCAUCGGCGUGCGACCGCUCGUCAAGUAG